AUGUUUGGAGAUAACCCAGUGAUUAUUCAACAAGAACGGUUCCAGGCAUCGUCAGUGCCAUUGUUUCUCAUCCACGAUGGCGGCGGCACAAUAACCAGUUAUCAUUCGUUUGGCGACCUAGGUCGCGAUCUAUACGGAAUUUACAAUCCAAGAUUCCAGGAUAAUGAAGAAUGGACUAGCGGUAUUGUAGAGAUGGCUCAAGAAUACGUUGAGAUGAUAAAGAGCAUCUCUCCAGCAAAUAGGAUCAUGUUGGGCGGUUGGUCCCUGGGAGGUUUAAUAGCCCUGGAAAUGUCGCAUAUACUCGCAAACGAUUUAAUAAUCAACGUUGUCGGCCUUAUCAUGAUCGAUAUUGUUUAUCCACCAGCGAUAAGCGCCGCGAACCUAAACCCCGACGUUCGAGAUAUGAAUCUUAGUCGAGAUAUUCCCGUAAAACAGCGUCAAAGGAUGAUGAAGCUCAUUAAGGAGGCAACUGCUAGUGCAAAAGCCUAUGAACUCCCAACAUGGACCAGUGGUUCUGAAUCCGACUCAAGCAUGGACUCGAUAUCUAUGCCUUCUCCGCCUCCAACUGUUUUACUCCGAGCAAAAGAUCCCGUGCCAUCGCGCAGGGGUACAAAAAUUCCCAAUAUGUUAGGUUGGGAUAGUUAUGAAGCUGAUCUUGUUAAGGAGAUCUAUGAGAUUCCCGGCCAUCAUUUUAGCAUUUUUGAUUCAGUCAAUAUUGAUCAAUUCACUACAUCUCUACGUGAGACGUGUACUUUGCUGGAGAAUGGUAUAAUUGUAUGA
Molecule: messenger RNA, 780 nt
Organism: Talaromyces marneffei
Lineage: Eukaryota; Fungi; Ascomycota; Eurotiomycetes; Eurotiales; Trichocomaceae
Exons: 3
Coding region: 1-780 (259 amino acids)
Biological process (GO): biosynthetic process
Source: RefSeq, a predicted model, not a curated record